AUGUUGUAUUCAUAUGAAAGCGCUUGGGCUGCGUAUUGCUCCUUUUUCAUCUUACUGAGUGUGGCACUGAUCUGGCGGUGUCGAUCCAAUCUCUUGUUGUUACCUUUUAUUGGCUUUUCGAUCUUUGCCACCAUCGGUUUAAUUGUCGCCAUCACUCGUCGCACAUACGAGACGCACUGGAUCGAACGCAGUCCGGUAUUAUAUCAGUGGCCUGUACUAUCGCUUUUGCUGUUCAUCGGUAUCAUCGAAUCCCAGCAAGUAUUCUUCCGACAUCUGGCCCUGGCUCUUUACAAUCGUCAACGCUGGGGCAGUCUGUACGUGCGCGAUCCAGAAAAGGCGGCGUUGUACGGUCGAAAACCCGGUUCAGCAAGACCCUGGACUUACUGGUUCAAUCUGGUGUUCCUGACCAUCUAUACAGCGGUUGUCAUUGUCAAUCUGUGUCUUCAACUGGUCAUUCUCAAUAAGCGUGGAUCGCUGGCUUCGGCGGUGUGCACCACCAUCCUUGCCGGUUUAGCUUGUAUCAAUGCCAUUCUUAUUAGCUCCGGCAGCAGUCUUCGCGCUGCCCGCCACCUUCGCGUGUUACGAAAAAAUCGUCAAGAUCUACUGUUUCUGCGGGCCACUCCGAUUCUGUUUACACUAGUUAUGGCAGGCAUUGCCGUCGAAGGCUGGUUAUACGUAUUUGAUUUGGACGGAACCACCACCGGUGGAUGGAUAGCUCUGGAAACAAUGAUUGUUAUCCUGACCAUGAUGCUCCUGGGGAUGUGCCUGUAUGUUCGUAAACUCCACAAAUUAGGUCAGCAAUACCCGAUGAUGGACCCCAUGAUGGAAAAACGAAACUCGAAACGAUCCCUGAGACACCCGCAAACAGAAAAACAAAUCACAACCAUGAUUUCACGCUUAAGCCAAGAUGCGGCUGAUCGCGUCACUCCACCUGCAUCGCGUCUUCCACCCACCGCUCAAUUUUAA
This is a messenger RNA of Radiomyces spectabilis, 966 nucleotides long. RefSeq lists its product as uncharacterized. NCBI's taxonomy places the organism in Eukaryota, Fungi, Mucoromycota, Mucoromycetes, Mucorales, Radiomycetaceae. The coding region runs from base 1 to 966 and encodes 321 amino acids. The record is from RefSeq and is a predicted model, not a curated record. The transcript has a single exon.